AAGAGUGCCACGUGUCGAUCUUUUCAAUGCCGGCCUUCAAAGAGCCCGGACUCAGACCUGGUUUUGGAUAUUUUUUACGUAUUUAAAACGUGAUGGAGAAUAAAGUGCAUUUGGCCAUUUGCAUUUGGAUUAUUUUGACGUCGGGUGUGAUUAGAAUUGAAGCAAGAAGCAUUUCAAACAGAAAUAGUGCCAACGGCCUUGAACCCGCCAACUAUGUUGUUCUGUGGAUCAAUACAAAGAUGUCUACAAAAUACUUAUCGACACAGAGGGACUGGAUUAUCUCUUUCAUUGAUGAUAUUGCGGAUGGAAGCCUCGUCGACAUCUUCUUUUUCAACGUUUUAACUACUCAGCUCGUCCUGAGCUUCACUAAACAAGCUGGGAUCGACACAUAUUCAGAUGCUUUACUGGAGCUGAAUUUAGAAACAAUCAAUGCAAGCAAGUUUGUAUCCUCUGCGGCUAUUAAACGUACCAUAGAUAAUCAAUGGUACUCAAAAGUGUACGAUAAUGGUCUUCCUAGUAUUGCCAUUUUUCUUGUUUCGUCUGAGGCUUUACUUCAAGGUGAGCUGGAUAAAAUCUUGGUCAAGACUUUUGUUAUAACGACUAAGGAUGAAAAGCUUAUUGAUGAUAUAUGGACGUCCCAUGCUACCGACAUGGACCACUUUCUGUACAUGGACAAUAAGGAAGAGUUGUACCAGUUGUUAACAAUAGACACACAAAUGCGAUGCAAAACCGACCAGUAUUAUAACGACAAUAUGUGCAAGUCUUGCUCUGAUCUGAACUGUAAACGCACAGAAGAUGGCAGGAUUUUGUGCGAAACCAAUAGUGAUGCCACAAGAGAUUGCAUGUAUUGGAGACCAGACGUUGGAAGUGAAGAAGAUACAUCUAAACCAACAACUGAAUCAUAUAGUACUGGAGACAUAUCUACGCUCGGAACCACUGUUGGAGUGGAAGCAAUUACUAAAAUCUAUACGCGGAAUGCACACCUUGCGUUUCUCGUCUGGAUAUCCAUAGGAGCCUGUGUUGUUGCAAUAUUUGCAUUUUUGGGGACAAAAAUAUAUAACCGACUAUUGCAGAGCAGGACUAUACCACCUGUGGCUUAUGUUGCGAGGUCCUUGUUGAGUUCAAUUGGGACAAUAGGAAGUAAGAAUUCAGCUAUCAACCAGCCAACACCAGGCACUAGAAUACGCCCUCAACCUUCUGCUCCUCCGGAAGACCAAUUAUCAAUUGACCGAAGAAGUAUUACUUCCUCACCAGUCACCAGACCAUAUUCGUCUCCUUCUGAAUCUUCGGAUGGUGGGAAUGAUUGUUCUUUUCCUCGUAGACCAGGGUCGGGUGUUGCCCACACCGAUAAGGAGGCGCGCGAAAACUCGGAUCAAGAAAAUGCAGACAAUAAAGACCCUAACUGUGAGAAUGGAACUUCUGAAGAUGAGCCUUUAUUAGAAGGCCACAGGUUAAACGACAUGAGUGUAGACGGAGAUUCUUCAAUUGAUGAUUUAAAGCCUAAAAGAGAAAAAGACGUAUGGACUGACAAGCCUUUCCGUGACAUUCACAACAGUCUGUGUGUGCAGAAAAAGGGUGAAGAAACGGAAACAGGAGUCCAUGGGCAAAACACAGAAGGAUCGUCGGAUGAGACUGAUGUUAAACGUUUAGACAUGCAAAAGGGAGUAAACGAACAAAGCACUGAAGAACCGUCGGAUGAGACUGAUGUUAAACGUUUAGACAUGCAGCAAGGAGUAAAUGAACAAAACACUGAAAAAUCGUCGGUGGAGACUGUCGUUGAAUGUUCAGUUAAGCUUUCAGUAGAAGCAACUAGUUAGUUGGUUAUGUAUUUUAAAACUGUCUUUACAAAGGGUAUGUUUUAAGUGAUGAAGAAAUGUUAGGACACAGUGUAGUUAUUAAUGCCUGAUAUUUUGGUUCACUGUAAAUAUUUAUGUCAGAUAUUUGGGCACCAGUAUGCCUGAUCUACAUAUGAAAUAAAAAGGCACAUAUUGACUAAUAUCUGGAGUCUGAGUUUGAGCAAAUUUUAAUUUUGUUAAUAGCAGAAAAAAAAUGCUGUGUCUCUUAAAUAUAAUCGGUUUUAUCAGGCACACGUCUUUUGUCGAAAUUGAAAGUUAUAUCAUAAUAAUUAUUGAAACAUUUAAAAAAAUAGUUUUCUGAGCCUGGGUUUCAAAGUCAGGCGUAAAAUGUAAGUGAAUAUGGGCCAAGCCUAAAUUGAUCAGUCGCCGAAGCAAUCGUUAUCCUCAACUGAUCAGUCGCCGAAACAAUUGUUGUCGAGAUCAUUUUGUGCAAGUUUGAAUAUCAAUUAUUUAAUGUAACCAUGUGCUUUCAUUUAUUUAAAACAAUCCGUGAUCCUGUGUUUGGUCAACUAUGUGCUUGAAUGACAACUGGCGAGGUCAACUGAUUGCUUGAAUGACAACUGGCGAGGUCAACUGAUUGCUUGAAUGACAACUAGCUACUGGUCAGUUAUAUCAAGACUAAUAUUUGAUACUACGAAUCUCUCAUCCAUAACAUGUUAAGAAUCUCUUGAAAUUGUUUUGCCGCCUUAUUUUAAAUAUUGUAUUUUGUACCACAUUGGAUAUAUUGCAUAUAAUCUUUGUUUUCGUUACUUCAUUAAUUUUCAUAUAUACACGGAAACAGGUCAUGAGAGAUCAUACUGUUCAACAACAGCAGCAAUAAUAACAUUCUUAACGAUAACAAAAUUAAUUUCGUUGAGGCAAACUUGCAUAUCACACAUUAACCACUGGUCAUAGAGCAUACAGAACUUGUGAAACACAAGAAAAGGAAAGCAUAUCAAUUAAACAUAUAUAGUAAGUAAGUAAGUAAGUAAGUAAGUAAUUAUUUAUUAUAGUGACAUGUGUAUAUAUACAUCAUUACAAAUCAAUACAAAUAUAAAUAGUUUAAGCAAUUACACCCGGCCCAUCGGGCCUAUAAGUCACCUAGAUAUCACAUAUAUGAAAUACAAAUUUUCAUAAAUUAAACAUAACGAAUAUGUAUGUAAGGUUUAAAGUGAAUAUUAUACAUAUCUAUAAAGGAAAUGUUUAUAUCAUCAAAUACGUUUAUAAGUGAGUUUACAUAUUAAGGACAUUGCAUGAACAAACUUUCAACGUAAAAGAUGUAAUGUUAAUAACUAGCAAUACUUUUAAGCAAACAGUGUGGGUUUUCUCAGAGUGAAAGCACUAACAAUAUACUUGGAUAAUUGUCUCACAUAGUCCUUCAUAAGUAAAACAAGUUUGUCUAGAUCGGAGAUAUUUACAAAACUGUCACGUGAUAUGAUAUUACCAAGGUAGGUAUUUCUCAGUUCAUUAUAUACUAUAAGUGAUGAAAAUAAUAGUGAAUGUAAACAAACAUGGGAAUUAAAUAUUAAAGAUGCACUCUUACUACCAAAUGAGAUUUACCACAAUUAAUACUAUUGUUUAAAUAUUCAAAAGAAGGAUGAAUAAAUGUCGUAAACAAUGGUUCUUAUGAAGGAUACCUAGUUUAAUUUGAAAGAAAGGUGCAUAAAACAUGGUAUUUCCACCUAAUGAGACUAAUAUAGUAGACCACAGUAAAUCUUUUAGCAUUCACCUAUCAUUUAACAUUUUUGUGCUUUCUGCAAACACGUUACAAUCUUAUUAUCAGUUAUUAAUAGUUUCCAUAAAUGCAUUAUUUAGUAAGUAGUUAAAGGUUUAUCAGUCAAAAUUGAUUUUUGUUAUACAUGUGUAUGUUUUGAUUUUGAAUAAGAGUGUCACUUUAAUGAAUAGUGUGAUUUGUUAACACAAGAGGUGUAUAAGCUAUAGGGUACUUUGAAGUUUGAGUGUAUCCACACCCUACAAUAAAUAGCUAGCGUGCAGAUAAUUGACAAUGAUAGUUCAAUAUACGCAUACAUGCACCAUUGAACAGCUUUCUUGGCAACAUGGUACAAAACAGUUACUGCACAUACCACCCUAGAAAAGUAGGUUAUACACUAUCUCCGUUUUACACUUGACUAUAAGUACAAUACUUUGGUUUUGGUAACAGUAACUACUACCUUUAAAGCUACACUCUCAAAGAUAUACCAUUUUUACAACUUUUUUUAUUUUUGGUCUUGGAAAGAGCAAAUUUUUGCGUUAAUACUUGCAAACCAAUUAUAUAAGAUUGCUCACAAAAAAUCAGAUCGUAGAUUUUCAUAUUACCGUUCAAAAAUUAAUGUUUUAUGGCUUAAAAAACAUCAAUCUUUGAACUUAUAUAUUAGAAUCUGCGAUCUAAUUUUUUGUCAGCAGUCUUAUAUUACUGGUUUCCAUGGAUUUUCGCAAAAAUGGCUCGUUCCAAGACAAAAUAUAAAAAAAAAUUGUCAAAACGUUCAAACUGUGAGAGUGCACGAUCAAAGAUAAACAUGAAAGUAUAUCCACUAUAUGGAUUGCGUAGUUAUUUAUCGCUUUUAUCGCGUAAAAAGGUUGUCAAAACGUUCAUUCUGUGAGAGUGCAGCUUUAACAUGAAACAUAAACUACAUUAUUGUUGUCUUCAGGAUUUUUUGCACUUAUUCAAGAGACACACCAGAGUUGCCAAAAACAUAGAAAUAUUUUGUGAACAAUGUUUUACAAUGUGCAGUUUUUUGCUAGCAUCAUAUAGCGUGUGAUUUUUACAAUGAAAUGUAUAUAGCAGGUAUCCCAAAAUGUUAUUUCUUCCGUUGUUUAUAUCUGUUGUUGAAAAUGUGCUAUUCUUUACCUUUAUCUUUAACUGUUCUUAAAUAAACUCUCUUUUCCUA
This is a messenger RNA of Mya arenaria, 4723 nucleotides long. RefSeq lists its product as uncharacterized. The transcript is spliced from 6 exons. The record is from RefSeq and is a predicted model, not a curated record. Lineage: Eukaryota; Metazoa; Mollusca; Bivalvia; Myida; Myidae. The coding region runs from base 93 to 1817 and encodes 574 amino acids.